AAAUCUUCUUUUUCGCUUGCAUAUCCUCGCAAAAGUUUGUUGAGAAUUAAGACUCAGGCACCAUCAUACUCAUCCUUCAAGCACCAGUCUAGUGCCUCUAUCAAGUUACAAUCACUCUUCUUGCUGCAUUAUUGAGCAUUCAAACUAGGUUUAUAUGCAUGCAUCUUCCUUUAAUGCUUUAUGCUCAAGGUGGCGGGUACACUGGAAAUCUGGUAUAUAAACUGAUUGUCUUCACCCCACCUUCCACUACAUUUCCCACCAUCAACUAUCCCUACUCAACAUGACAGCUGAAACUGCCGAUUUCAAGGCAUUCCAAACAGCUCCAGCCGGUAAAAAGGCAACAUGGCAUCACAAAGAUCCAAAAGAAUGGGAUGGAGCUCAAAAGAUGAUCGUUGGUUUGGGAGUUUUGCAACAAGAUAAAAAUACCGCAAAACCACCCGUUCAUCCUAAAACUGAUCCUGUUCCCGUUUACUCGGUCUGGCGUCAACAUGCUUUCAUCUUGCCAAGGAUUCUAGCACCUUUGAUUGUUCAUAGGCUAUACAUGGAACUAACAGGUUGGACCUUACAUCCCGUUGUCGCAUUCAUUUUCUACUUUGCAUGCAUAAUUCAAUUUUUACGAAGACACGUUCAGGUUAUCAAGCGAAUGGGAAACAAGUAUGGAUUCUAUGAUGGAGCACAUGAACGAGACGGUGUGCCUGAUGUGCACGGAUGGAAGGUUCUCAACAGUCUUGUUAUGACACUAGGAUUACGUCCUCUCCUUGCAAUCUUCUGGGUAUACGACCGCAACGUCAAACCAAAUCUCUCUUGGCAAACACCAUUCGAUGUUAUUGCCUACACAUUGGCUCUCGACUUCUUCUUCUAUGUUUACCAUCGCUCAUUUCAUGAGGUGUCUUUCCUCUGGAAGUACCACAGGACUCAUCACACCACCAAACAUCCCAACGUUCUUCUAUCAGCUUACGCGGAUGAAGUUCAGGAGACGUUUGACAUGGUGGGAAUUCCAUUAUUUGCAUAUCUAGUCGUGCCUUUGGACUUCUACACAUGGUGGGUAGCAACAUGUUAUUUGCUAUACACGGAAUCUGCAGGUCAUGCCGGUGUUCGUGUAUUCUGGCAAGUUCCAACCACUUUCUGGCUUCGUUACUUUGGAUGUGAUCUAGCAAUCGAAGAUCACGAUCGUCAUCAUCAACAAGGUUACAGAUCUUCCGGUGAUUACGGAAAGCAAAGUAGAUUGUGGGAUGCUCUUGGUGGAACGAUGCGUAACCGUGUCGAAUCAGUUGCAUCAAAUUUGGAUCAUGUCAAUCAAGUCAAGACAUGGAAUUAGUCACACGAUUUCACGUAUAUUUUUUAAUGCAUCCUUUAUGACUGUAUAUAAUCUUUUUCUUUUCAAUAGCAAGAACUUUUUAAUGCACAAUCAAUUACUGAACUAUCAUCAUUCUUGUCGUGUGAUCG
This is a messenger RNA of Meira miltonrushii, 1446 nucleotides long. Its product is annotated as fatty acid hydroxylase superfamily protein. The transcript has a single exon. Lineage: Eukaryota; Fungi; Basidiomycota; Exobasidiomycetes; Exobasidiales; Brachybasidiaceae. The record is from RefSeq and is a predicted model, not a curated record. Gene Ontology annotation, biological process: ergosterol biosynthetic process. The coding region runs from base 281 to 1318 and encodes 345 amino acids. Gene Ontology annotation, molecular function: iron ion binding; C-4 methylsterol oxidase activity.